This is a messenger RNA of Ostreobium quekettii, 1935 nucleotides long. The record is from the annotation of a GenBank genome assembly. NCBI's taxonomy places the organism in Eukaryota, Viridiplantae, Chlorophyta, Ulvophyceae, Bryopsidales, Ostreobiaceae.
AUGGAGGAUAUCGUGUAUUACAGACACGAUCCAUUCGGACGCCGCGUUGUGCGAGAAGCCACCGUGCCCCGAAAACUCGCUGAAGAAAUCGCCAAGGAGCGCGACCUCUACCGUCGCGAACUCGAGCGUGUUCAGCGCGAGAAUCAGGCACUUCGCCAGCGCGUCGCGAGCGACAAAACACAGCUUUCAUCACAAAACGCCGCCGCGAACGCGUCUGCCCGCGAAAGCAAGAUCGCAGACCUCGAGCUGCUCAACCAGAAGUUGCAGCGCGAGCUCGAGGCUCGCAUCUCUGAAUCCAGAGAGCAGGCCAAGACCAUCGAGGUGCUCGAGCGAGAGCUCGAGGCUAUCGAGGAUGCGAUCGAGCCUCCUGAAGAGCAGGAGGCUGCGCCCGAGGACAACGCGCCGGAGGAGGACGAACCGCGUGCUCCUGAACUCCACGACGCUGCCAGCGAGAUCGAGCGCGAGCGCGUCCGCGCGGUCAAGCGCGCGCAGGAACUGCUCGAGGAUCUCGAGCGCCUCCAGCGCAAGCAAGACGAGGAGUCUGACGCCAGAGCUCGCGCCGCAAAGCGCGAGGUGGUGUCCGCAUACCUCGAGCUUCGAGACAACCUCUCCCGCGCCAUUGUUCAGGCGCGCGACCACGGCUCCUCGUGGGCCGACGGUAUGGAGGCGCUGCGCGAUCAGUUCGACGCCAUCAACAAAAGGCUCGGCGUCGAACGAUUCGGCGAGGUCGGGGAUACGUUCGAUCCCAAGGUUCACGAAGCCAUCGGCGCGAUGCAUGUCGAUGACUUGCCUCAGGACAGCAUCGCGCACGUCGAGCGCGAGGGCUUCCGGUUCUCCGAGGACGACCUGUACGAGGUGCUCGGCGUCCCCGAGAACGCCGAUGAGCGCACCAUCAAGAAAGCUUACCGGGCGUUGGCCAAGAAGAAUCACCCCGACGCCAACCCUGAUAACCCCGCCGCCGAGGCGCGCUUCAAGGAAGCGAGCGCGGCGUAUGAGGUCCUGUCCAACCCCGAGAAGCGCGCGCUCUAUGACGAGUUCGGCGUGGACUCGCUGCGCCAGGGGUUUGACGCCGAGCAGGCCAGAGCCUUCAAGAAUGCCUAUGGGGGAGGUGGCUUCCGAGGCGCUAGACCAGGUCAGGGCUUCGGGUUCGACUUUGGCAACGGCGCCAACGUGAACCUCGAUCCGAACGACCUCUUCGAAGAGUUGUUCGGUGGCUUUGGCGGCGGGUUUGCUGGCAGAAGACAGCCACGAUCGCCACGGGUCGCGCGAGGCCAGGACCUUCGCGCCUCGGUCACGCUCGACUUUCGCGCUGGCGCGCUCGGCGCGCGACGCGAGUUUCACUUCGAGGGAGGGCGCUCGAUCAAGGUCAACAUCCCGAGCGGCGUCGAGGACGGCGAGACCUUGCGCCUUCGCGGCAAGGGGAUGCCAGCGCCAAAUGGUGUCGAAGGGGGCCAGCCUGGAGAUCUCCUGCUCGAGAUCCAUCUGACCGAGGACGAGAACUUCUCCCGUGAUGGGCUCGACCUUCACCUCGACAUCCCACUGACUCUUGGCGAGACCUACCAGGUCAAGCAAGUCGAAGUCGUCGAGUACAAGCAGAAGGUCGAGCCCAAGAAGGCCACGGGCCACGGCUGGCUUGGCAUUCAGAUCAUGACCCUGAAUCAUCACCGCGCCAAAUACGCGGGCGUCGCUAACGUACGCGGCGUGCUGAUCACGGGCAUCAUGGACAACUUCCCCGCCCAGACUUCCGGCUUUGCUCCCUAUGACAUCGUGACCCACUUCGACGGUCAACCUGUCACCACCGCACCUCAACUCAAGUGCCGUGUGAUGGGCUCCGAGCCCGGCGCUCGCGUCCCCGUCAAGGUGAUCCGCAAGGGCCAGACGCUCACGCUCUACCCGACGCUCGGCGAUCGACCUCGCGAGCUCGUGAGGCGCUGA